This is a messenger RNA of Neltuma alba, 1873 nucleotides long. RefSeq names its product ubiquitin carboxyl-terminal hydrolase 7-like. The record is from RefSeq and is a predicted model, not a curated record. Gene Ontology annotation, biological process: proteasome-mediated ubiquitin-dependent protein catabolic process; regulation of proteasomal protein catabolic process; protein deubiquitination. Lineage: Eukaryota; Viridiplantae; Streptophyta; Magnoliopsida; Fabales; Fabaceae. Gene Ontology annotation, molecular function: cysteine-type deubiquitinase activity; proteasome binding; protein binding.
CGCCUCGUGCACAAUUCUGCUUUUCCCUUUCUUCAAGCCAAGCUUCUAGCCUUCUACACAAGCUCUUCCUCUCUCUGAUCCUUCUCGCCCCAGAGUUCUUUUAACCAUGAUUUCAGUGAGUGUAAAAUGGCAAAAGGAGCUGUUUAAAGAUGUAGAACUUGAUACUUCCCAACCCCCUUAUGUCUUUAAGUGCCAAUUAUAUGAUCUAACUGGGGUCCCUCCUGAAAGGCAAAUUAUGGUCAAGGGUGGUCUAUUGAAGGAUGAUGCUGAUUGGUCAACAUUAGGUGUGAAAGAUGGUCAAAAGCUGAUGAUGAUGGGGACUGCUGAUGAAAUUGUGAAGGUUCCAGAGAAGGGACCUGUUUUCGUUGAAGACCUUCCUGAAGAAGAACAAGUAGUUUCUUUGGGUCACACUGCUGGCCUGUUCAAUUUGGGAAACACUUGUUAUAUGAAUUCAACAUUGCAAUGUCUCCAUUCUGUGCCAGAGUUGAAGUCAGCCUUGAUCAAGUACUCUCAUUCUGGCCGGAGCAAUGAUGUGGAUCAGUCUUCUCAUAUGUUGACUAUUGCAACCCGUGAGUUAUUUAAUGAGCUUGAUAAAAGUGUGAAGCCUGUGGCGCCAAUGCAAUUUUGGAUGGUACUGCGGAAAAAGUAUCCUCAAUUUGGCCAGCUGCAUAAUGGGGUGUUCAUGCAACAGGAUGCUGAAGAAUGUUGGACGCAACUUUUGUACACACUUUCUCAGUCUCUCAGAUCCCCUGGAUCCAGUGAAAAUCCUGAUGAUGUGAAGGCUCUUUUUGGCAUAGACCUUGUUAGCAGGAUACAUUGCCAAGAGAGUAAUGAAGAAAGCUCAGAGGCAGAAUCUGUUUACUCACUUAAAUGCCACAUAUCACAGGAGGUGAACCAUUUGCAUGAAGGACUGAAGCAUGGCCUAAAAUCUGAGUUGGAGAAGGCUUCUGCUGCUUUGGGGCGCAGUGCAAUCUACUUGAAGGAAUCUCGGAUCAAUGCCUUGCCGAAGUACUUGACCAUUCAGUUUGUACGUUUUUUCUGGAAGAGGGAAUCUAACCAGAAGGCUAAGAUUUUGCGGAAAGUGGAUUAUCCUCUUGAGUUGGAUGUUUAUGAUCUUUGUUCGGAAGAUCUACGUAAGAAGUUGGAAGCUCCUCGACAGAUUCUAAGAAAUGAAGAAGGCAAAAGGCUUGGUCUAAAAGUCAAUGAGAAAACCUCAGCUCAAAAAGAAAACGAUGUAAAAGUGUCUGAUACUGAGGGAUCAUCAAAUGCAGGGGGGGAACCGUCUGUAGCUCCAAUGGAGGAAGGUGAAAAAGAAACACAGAUGACUGGAAUUUAUGACUUGGUUGCCGUAUUGACCCACAAGGGUCGGAGUGCUGAUUCAGGACAUUAUGGUGCGUGGGUCAAGCAAGAAAGUGGAAAAUGGAUUGAGUAUGAUGAUGAUAAUCCCAAACCACGAGUGGAAGAAGACAUCACUAAACUAUCUGGAGGAGGUGAUUGGCAUAUGGCGUAUAUAAUCCUGUACAAGGCUCGUGUUGUACCUGUGUAAUGGUUAUGAGGGGGCCUUGUGAUUGUCCUUGAGGAAGCUGAUUGUCAGAGGAGUGGUAUACAAGAUCAUUGUUCGUGUUGUACUUUUUAUAGUUGCGUUGGAUGCUUGUCAGAAGCUUGUCACUUAGAAUUAAUCUUAUUCAAUUAAUUUGGUAUUCUUUUUUAAGUUAAACAAUUGUAUAAAGAUUUGAGUUGAAUUGCUAUCCCAAACCCCUCCGGGCCCUUUUCUCUUCAUGGAAUGUCCCUUCUUUCACGAUCAUCAGAAAUUUGUCAAUUUCUCGCAUGUGGAUUUUGCACAACUAAUCCAAUUCGAAGUUUGAUAAAUAUA